This is a messenger RNA of Aedes aegypti (yellow fever mosquito), 2105 nucleotides long. RefSeq names its product sialin (gene NaPi-T). The coding region runs from base 345 to 2066 and encodes 573 amino acids. Gene Ontology annotation, biological process: transmembrane transport; monoatomic anion transport. The record is from RefSeq and is a predicted model, not a curated record. The transcript has 5 exons. NCBI's taxonomy places the organism in Eukaryota, Metazoa, Arthropoda, Insecta, Diptera, Culicidae. Gene Ontology annotation, molecular function: transmembrane transporter activity. Gene Ontology annotation, cellular component: plasma membrane.
GCUAAUUCUGUAGUAUUGUAGGUUAGUCCGCGUUCAGCUUUAGUAGCUCACUCGUUGAUAAGAUCCAGGCUCAUCAGUCAGCCGGCGAAUGCUGCCGAGAGCGUCGUCGAGUUUGGCAGAAGUUCCAAGUGCUAUAGGCACCGAUCAUUAGGUCCAGUAGAGUUGGCCGAAAAUUCGGUCAGAACAUUCCACGUACGCUCAGAUCAAUCCGGUUCGGUAUCAACAGUUCUCCGAAAGAGGAUGAUAGUGGCAGCGCUGGAGUGGUCUAAUUAGUGACGGAUGAUAGUUUAGUGAGAGAUAGUAUUCGCGGUAGUCAAGAGGAUCGGGAAGAAAUUGUACUCAAAAUGGGUAACGAGACGGGUUCUAGUGCGCGUUCAGUAUUAUGGUACUUGGUGUUCGUUGGGUUUGCGGUGAACUACAUGAUACGAAUCAACUCCAAUAUCACGAUCGUUACCAUGGUCAGGUCAGGUGGUGCGAAAAAAGCGCAAGUUGAAGAAGGACCGGAGUUGAGUUCGGCGAUGACUUUGAAGCAGAAUCAACCGAGGAUGUAUGCUUGCUAUGUGGAGAGGAACGAAUCCGAUGUUUCAACGGGAGCAAGUUCGACGGGUGGGAAUCGUCCAGCAGGGAGAAUGCGAAGUGAACCUAAUUGGGUGUCACCGGAGAAAUGGUUACUGAAUGCAUUGCAGCUUGACACCAAAGACGACGGCUUCGAAUGGGAUGAAUACGAGCAAGGAUUGGUGUUGGGAGCUUUCUUCUGGCUUCACUGGUUGACCCAGGUGCCUGGAGGUGUACUGGCGCGCAAAUACGGUACCAAGAUGGUGUUCGGAGUUGCCAAUGCCGUCGGAUGUUGGUUAUGCUUCCUGAUGCCGCUCGCGUCCUAUCUGGACUACAGGUUACUGAUUUUCCUGCGCGCCCUUCAGGGUUUGAUAUGUGGAGUAUCGUGGCCGGCAAUGCAUCACAUGGCAGGCCAGUGGAUUCCACCAAACGAGCGUAGCAAAUUCGUCACCGCCUACUUGGGUAGCUCCGUGGGAGUUGCUUUGUUCUUCCCUCUAUUCGGGUACAUCAUCUCCUGGACUUCAUGGGAGUACGUAUUCCACUUUUGUGGAAUCUUCGGUACAGUUUGGUAUGUCGCAUGGCUAUACUUUGUGUACGACUCACCAGCGGAACACCCACGAAUCCAUCCCAAGGAGCGAGAGUACAUUGAAAGUUCUUUGGGCAUUACGGAGAAAUCCAAGGAACAGGAACGUGAAGAACGAACACCGUGGAUGAAAAUGAUCUUCUCCAAGGCGAUGUGGAUGACGGUGAUUGCUCAAUGGGCCGGCAUCUGGGGGCUGUUCACGGUGAUGACGCAAGCUCCGAGCUACUUCAAUUACAUCCAUGGCUGGGAUGUUAAAAUGACGGGAAUCUUGUCCGGAAUUCCCCAUCUCUGUCGAAUGAUCUUCGCGUACUUCUUCUCCAUGGUUGGAGAUUAUCUUCUGCGCCAUAACCUUAUGUCUCGAACUAACGUUCGCAAAAUGGGUGGCGCCGUCUGUUGUUUAGUCAACGGAAUGUUUGUGCUAGCUUUGGCCUAUAGUGGAUGUGACUCAAUGUCGGCCAUCGUAUUCCUCACCUUGGCCACGAUGGUACACGGAGCUGUGUCCACCGGACCACUCGCAAAUAUCAUCGACAUGAGUCCCAAAUACGCCGGCAUCCUGCUGGGUAUCAGCGGAAUGAUUACCGUCGUUCCAGGAUUCGUCUCACCGAUUUUGGUGGGAAUUCUUACUCUGGGCAAUCAAACAGUCAAACAGUGGGAGUAUGUAUUCCUCAUCACCGCUGGAAUGCUCAUCGUGUGCGGCAUCCUCUACACACUGUUUGCGGACGCCACGCUGCAACCGUGGAAUACUGGCGCCAACGAGGACGCCCAAGAUGCGCGCGAGUUGGUUAGCUUGAAGCUGGACGUGGAGCAGGCCAUGUUAGAGAAAGAACGGGAAGCUGCUGAGUUUGUUCAGGAAGCGGUAACCGCAGAGCUUACCGAUGAUGGUGAUAACAAUAGUAAGGAUCCGAUUGGUGCAGUAUUAGCGCGAUGAGCUUUGUUCAAUAAAGCAGUAUAUUUGCGUAAAAAUGUC